UCCGGGAACAUUUUUCUCUGCAGACGAACAAUAAUACAGCAAGUAAUAAGUACAUUGGUCGUACGACGGUACGACUUUUCGGAACAGUAGUUUGAUACGUUCCCAAUGAAAUGGUGGUGUAGCGACCCAAAAUGACGCCCAACAAGGACACGACGUGCGAGCAACCAACAACAGCCCAGCAAGAACAACAAGGAAUAAAGGACAUUGAAGAUGUUUUCAGAGACAAUUCUACCGCUGACAAAGGGGGCAUUUCCACCGUUAAAAUUCACACGCGACGUAGGGUCAGACCAUCUGAAGACGAUGUUCAGCUAGGUUGCACUGCGGCAGAGACUAAUGAUAUCAAUCCGGAAAUGCACAAAGUUUUCAUGCGAACAUGGGGUUGUUCACAUAAUACGAGUGACUCUGAGUACAUGGCGGGGUUACUGGCGCAAUCUGGAUUUAGAUUAUCAGCCAACAAAGCGGACGCAUCAGUAUGGAUUUUAAACAGUUGCACCGUCAAGGGACCAUCAGAACAGCGCUUCAAGAACGAAGUUGAAGAGGGUCAAAGUCUGAACAAGAAAGUCAUUGUUUCUGGUUGUGUUCCUCAAGGGGAUCCAAGAAGUGACUAUAUUAAAGGACUAAGUAUCAUUGGGGUCAAGCAAAUCGACGAGAUUGUGACGGUGGUUGAAGAAGUGCUCAAAGGAAACACAGUCAGACUUUUGUCUUUCACAAAGAAAAAUGGUGCUACAAAUGCAAACGGAUUAGUAAAGAAUCCACCCGGCGCAAGUCUUCAUUUUCCUAAAAUUAGAAAGAACGAUCUGAUUGAAAUUAUUCCAGUCAGCACUGGCUGCCUUAAUUCGUGCACAUAUUGUAAGACUAAAUUAGCCAGAGGAAAUCUAUCCAGUUAUCCAAUCGAUGAAAUUGUGUCCAGAGCCAGUCAAGUAGUGGAACACGAAGGGGUAAAAGAAAUUUGGCUCACAAGCGAAGAUUUGGGUGCCUGGGGGAUUGAUUUGGGUCUCACAAUUGUAGACUUGCUAAAAUCGCUCGUUGAAUGCAUACCCGCAGAUUGUAUGCUUCGACUAGGAAUGACCAAUCCCCCGUACAUUUUAGAUCAUCUAGAGGAAAUAUCGGAAAUCCUUAAUUUGCCACAAGUUUAUGGUUUCUUACACAUACCGGUCCAAGCCGGCUCCGACAGUGUAUUACUUGAAAUGAAACGAGAAUACACUCGCAAACAAUUUGAGCAGAUCGUAACCUUUCUCCAGUCCCACGUAAAAUCAUUGACAAUAGCAACUGACAUCAUAUGUGGAUUUCCCACUGAAACAGAUGAAGACUUUGAAGAAACUUACGCCCUCGUAAAAAAAUUCAAAUUCAAAGUAUUGUACAUCAAUCAGUUUUAUCCCAGACCAGGUACUGCUGCUGCGAAAAUGCAAAGAAUCCCCACACAUAUAGUAAAACAAAGGACAAAAGCCCUAACAGAACUCUUCCUCUCCUACACCCCUUACGACGAGUCUCGUAUUGGAAUGGAAUAUAAGAAUGUUUUGGUAACUGAAAUUUCCCACGACACCAUCCACCUCGUUGCUCAUAACAAGGCGUACGAACAAAUUCUUAUUCGACGAGACUUGUUCAAAGAUGAAACAUUGAUUAUGGGAAAGAAGAUAGAUGUUAAAAUUAUUGCAGUUAGUAAAUUCUCCAUGAUAGCCUUACCCCUUGAAAAAUCGUAUAACGUGCUUCAAUUUCUAAAUAAUCAUUUAAUGUUUGUUGGACUGCUGUUAGUCCUGGUAGCUGUGUUUUUAUCAUGGUUUUAUCGUUUGUAGCAUUACAAUGCAUAUAUAAAUAUUUUAGUUAAUGGUUUAGAAACUAAAAAGAUGUAGCAAUAAAGGCAAAUAUUUAAGAAAAUGAAUAUUCAAACCAA
Molecule: messenger RNA, 1891 nt
Organism: Folsomia candida
Lineage: Eukaryota; Metazoa; Arthropoda; Collembola; Entomobryomorpha; Isotomidae
Product: threonylcarbamoyladenosine tRNA methylthiotransferase
Exons: 8
Coding region: 132-1793 (553 amino acids)
Biological process (GO): tRNA methylthiolation
Cellular component (GO): endoplasmic reticulum
Molecular function (GO): tRNA (N(6)-L-threonylcarbamoyladenosine(37)-C(2))-methylthiotransferase activity; 4 iron, 4 sulfur cluster binding
Source: RefSeq, a predicted model, not a curated record